This is a messenger RNA of Medioppia subpectinata, 590 nucleotides long. Lineage: Eukaryota; Metazoa; Arthropoda; Arachnida; Sarcoptiformes; Oppiidae. The record is from the annotation of a GenBank genome assembly.
AUGGAGCAUGCGCUUCAGUGUAUAAUGGCAUUGUUUACAGAUAUGGGCUGUUGUCUUUUUUAUGAAAUCUAUGGCAGCGUUAAGGCACAGAUUAACAACAAGUGGAUUAAUAAUGAUGGCAAAUACGUUGAACAAGAUAUGAUGGUCUCGUGUAAUGCUAUACUAAAUGGCCAGCAAUUGGAUGAAAAGUAUUGCAAAGGUUUGAAAGGCACGAGUGAUAUGAGCCCCGACUGUCAGAAACGUGUGGAGGUGUUGGCCUCCGGUGCCGACUUUCACCGGCUGUUCAAUCCUGUGCCUGUAUUAUUGGCGGCGAUUGUAGUGUGGAUAUAUCCACUAUUUGUGAAGGGUAUGCGAAAGGAUUGUUUGGAUUUUGAAGACAUGUCCCGGUGUUCACAAUACGACGCCUCCAAAUUAAUGAUUGCUAAGCUCACUGACAAUCGACUCCGGCAUAUGGUUGAGAUCAUAUCCGGUAUGCGAGUCAUUAAAAUGUAUUCCUGGGAACAGCCCUUCGCAGACCUCGUGGCUGAGGCACGAAAGUAAAUGACCUUAAUUUAUAUAAUUUGUUAAUUAAUAUUAUACUACAAUAUUAU